Ictalurus furcatus (blue catfish) is the source of this 3159-nucleotide messenger RNA. It is a transcript of the gene dynlt5, whose product is annotated as dynein light chain Tctex-type family member 5. Gene Ontology annotation, molecular function: dynein intermediate chain binding. Lineage: Eukaryota; Metazoa; Chordata; Actinopteri; Siluriformes; Ictaluridae. The record is from RefSeq and is a predicted model, not a curated record. Gene Ontology annotation, cellular component: cytoplasmic dynein complex; cytoplasm. Bases 981 to 1520 code for a protein of 179 amino acids. The transcript has 5 exons. Gene Ontology annotation, biological process: microtubule-based movement.
UUUUUUUAGUCAAGGAAUUCAGUCAAGGAUUCUGUUGAUUCUUACUUAGUUUGAAAUUAACAAAAAACAAAACAAAAAAAACAGAGUUGUGUGUGUGUGUUUAUCAUGCUUCAGGACGACGGCGUUAAUUAGGUGAUGUUGAUUUUGGAAAGCUGUGUAUUGUGUAUUAUGUUGUUUUUUUUGUUGGGGUGGGGGGUCUUCAUUUUUAGAGGGUUUAUUAUUAACACAUUAUCCACACACAAAAGAAAAUUCUGGAAUUAUGAAUGCUAAUUGUUUUGAUCAGGAUGAAUCAGGAAUUUGGCCAAGAUCAAUUUAGCAGGUUAUUUUGUUUGCGUUGUUAUAUUAAAUUGUCAUUUUUUUAGACCUUACUUGUGUGUGUCUGUGUGUGUGUUACAGUUUCAUCCCAUAGGACUGUCCAUGUGUGAAGUAAUAUCUGUAUUUAUCAGUUGCAUCUUGUUCAUUACAGAUAAAACAGAAUAUGCAAACGGUUAAUGUGUAGGAUACGGCCUUCACAGGGUCUAUGAUAAUAUAAAGGUUGAAAAUGAUAGGUAUAUUAAAGGUGUAAUAUAAAGUAUUAACAUAAAAUAAACAAAUGAAAAACACCACUGUGGGGUCUGUGUGCUUGUCAGCUGGUUUCCGCUUGCAUGUUAGCUAGGUUAGCUGUUAACAGUAGCAGGUAAAUGUUUAUUUAUAUAAAGAAUGCAUUUAUUUAUUAAUAUAUAUAAAACACGAUGAAAUUUUGGACUCAAAGUGAAAGAUACUAUAUAAAUAAGGUUAUUACUGACUAUAGUAAAUAUUUAAAUAAGUAGGCUAUGCGAUUUGAGACGCUUGGAUGGACGCCCCGCCCCCUUCUCAAAUUUCACCCAAUGACAAAGCGGCACUGGCGUUUCCAUGACAACACGGCGCUAUAACACGAGCACUUGUAUCCUGCUUCACUAAAGGCCUCUGCUCAACCGAGUCAAAGGGUGCAGCGUUUGAUCAUGUCGGAUGCGGCGAAGGAGAAGGCCAUCCGGCUGCUGAAGAAGCGAGAGAGCAUGUCGUCUCUGGGCAGUCAGGACGUGAGAGCCAGGAGGGAAGAUCUCACUGUCAAGACCAAGGACUCUAUCAGUAGCGUGUCCUAUAUGGACGAAGCCGGUCACCAUGACGAAAACCCUCGACAUGCAGUGCAAAUGGAGAACACGUACCAGCUUGGUCCCACAAAGCAGUUCCCCGUGCACGCUGUGAGGGAGAUCCUGAAGGACGUUCUGAGCAGCUACCUGCAGGAGGAGAAGUAUGAACCCGAGCUAUGCAGACAGAUGACCAAAACCAUAUCAGAGGUGGUGAAGGCGCGAGUGAAGGACCUGAUGAUCCCUCGCUAUAAGAUCAUCGUGAUGAUCAGCAUCGGCCAGCUGGCAGAGCAGAACCUGCGCAUGGCGAGCCGCUGCCUCUGGGACGCCACCACCGACACGUUUUCAUCGUACACUUUCAAGAACAGCUCGCUCUUUGCCGUCGCCAAUGUCUAUGCCGUGUACUUUGAAUGAUGCAGUUGAGUGUAUGAGAACCACCUCAGAGUGAAACCAUGGGUUCUAGCUUUAAAGAGUUCUUCAGGAUUAAGACUUAGUAAAAAAAAAAGGAAUUGGGGAUUGUAAGUCAGGUUUGAAAGCUGAUUAUGGAGGAAUGGAACAUUUUCACUGGAAUCUAACCAUGUCAUGAUGACAUAGAUUGGAUGCAUGGAUGGAUGGAUGAAAACUCUUCUUUCAAAGACUUUUUUCCCCAUUGCUCUAGAUUACAUUGCAGUUACUGUUGGAUGGGAUGGACACACUGAUGGAUCGGUAUAUGGAGGAGUAGAUCUGUGAAAGGAUAUAUGGAUGUAUGGAUAUGCAGAUGUAUGGAUGGAUGUAUGGUGUAAUGAAUAGAUAGAUAAACAUACAUGGAUGGAUGGGUAGAUGGGUGAAUGGAUAAAUAUAUGGAUAGGUUAAUGAUAGAUGGAUGGCUGGAUGGAUAGAUAUAUAUGUAUAUGUGAAUGGAUGGAUGGAUGGAUUAAUGGUUAAAUGAAUAGAUAUGGGGAUGGACAGGAAUGGUGGAUGAUGGAUGGAUGGAUGGAUAUAUGGUUAAAUUAAUGGAUAUAUGGAUAGACUGAAAGAUGGAUGGAUGGAUGGAUGGACAGAAAGAUGGAUGGAUGGAUAUAUUGAUAGACGUGUAAAUGGAUGGAUGGAUGGAUGGACCGAAAGAUGGAUGGAUGGAUAUAUUGAUGGACGUGUAAAUGGAUGGAUGGAUGGAUGGACAGAAAGAUGGAUGGAUGGAUAUAUUGAUGGACGUGUAAAUAUAAAUUGAUGGAUGGAUGGAUGGAUGGACAGAAAGAUGGAUGGAUAAAUUGAUGGAUACGUGUAAAUGUAAAUGGAUGGAUGGAUGGACAGAAAGAUGGGUGGAUGGAUGGAUAUGUGUAAAUGUAAAUGGAUGGACAGAAAGAUGGAUGGAUGGAUGGAUAUAUUGAUGGAUAUGUGUAAAUGUAAAUGGUGAAUCGUAAAUAAACUGUUCACUGGAGCAGAGCUCUAUAAGGUUCUAAACAUGAUACAUUAUUAAUAAUACAUUAUUACUAGUGUCACAAUCCACCAUUACAGUUCAGUCAGUAUUCAUGAUAUAAGAUCAGAGACACGUUUAAAUGUAUCAAAUUUAUUUAUCAUACAUCUCACAUCAUCAUCACCUUCAUCAUCAUCAUCUUCAUCUUCAGCAUCUUGAACAUCAUCAGGAUAGUCAGCAGCAGCACACAUUGUUUUAUCAGUCUAUAUAUCACGCAGCAUUAUCAUUCAUUACACGCUCCUUACAGACAUUACUGCCUUGUUUGUAUUGAACGUAUAUGCAAUUACGUUUAUAGAUAAAAAUUUUGUCAUUGUUUAAACCCACUCAUAAAUUAAGAUAAGGUUCAAGGAUUGGUUAAGAAAUUGGACCAAAAGAAAUAUAUAAUGCGUAAUCAAAUCUUCAUUUUCAGCCUUAUUUAUCAGGUUUGCAUGUAAAAUAAUAAUAAUAAUAAAAAAAUAACAACAACAACAACAACAAAUAGUUUUGUAACGCUGUGAAAAAACAACAGGUCUGACGAUCUCUUAUUUAAAGUUUUAGCAAUGUGUCUAUUGGAAAUGUGGAUUAAAUUACACCUAAUUUAAUAAAUUUUUCUUCAGACGA